AUGGCCCUGGUAAUAGCAGAUAAGGCUUAUCAGCUCAUCUCCCCCUCCCACAGACAGACAGAAAGUGCCAGAGUAAAUGGCACCCCGGGGCUCCACUGGCUGCCUGCCCUGCUGGUUAGGGAAGGCGGGGGCGGCCUGCAGGGUGUGCGCGCCUCGACUGACGAACGGCCGAGCCUGGCCAGCCCAGGCGGCUGGACCCGGCAGACAGGGCGCGGAGCCCGGGCACCCUCGUGCCCCCCUGCGGCGCGCCCUCCCCCCUCCAAGCGAUGUCGAAAUAAAAAGCCGCCGCGCCGCGGCCGGGAACCGAGAGGCGGCGAGGACCAGGAGAGGCGGCCGGGCCGGCGGGGCGGCAGCUCACGGCUCGGCUCUCCCCCGCCCGAGGUCGCCCCGACCGCCGCGGUUCCCGGGCCCCGCCGCGCGGGACAAAGGCGGCCGCCCGGGACCCAGCUCCCGCCGGGGCCCACGCCGCGCCGGGGCCCACGCUGCGCCCACCGCCGCCGCGCUGGCUCCCGCGGGCCGCCCAGCCACGCCGCGCGCGCCGCCGCCCCGCUGAGCCCCGGCCCCCGAGGGAGGGCGCCGCCCACCGCGCCGCGGCCGGCCCGCCCCGAGGGCGCCCGCCUCCCGCCGCCCCCCAGCGUCCCGGCGCCGCGCGGCGCCCCCUCCCGCCCCGGAGCCCGGGCCUUUGUCUCGGCCGCUGCCACCCCCGGUCUCCGCGGCGGCUGCGCCCCGGCCGGGCCGCCGAGCGCCGGCUGCACCUGCCGGCUGGUCCCGUGCGCCGGCUUUGCGCGGCUUAACCCGGCCGCUCCCGCCCGGGCCCCCGCUCCCAGCGCCCCGCGGCCCUUUAUCCCGGGCGGCGAGGGUGCAGGUGUGGGGACGGCGGGGCGUGGAAGUCUCCCCUUGCCCAAGUCCGAGCCCGAACCCUUUCAGUGGGAUUUCAAUAAGAACGAGGCGGACGCAGCCUGCGGCAUCCGCCGUGGAGAGGGCCUGUCUGGACGCUGGGCAUUGAACCGUUCGGUGGCGGCCGGGCUUGAACUCGCGCUCACCCCAGCGGCCAGGGCAGCGUCCUCGGCGCUCUCCUCCGGGCGCCCGCACGGCAGAGGCCUGGGGUUGGGCCGCGCGGGGUGCCCUUGCCGAAAGCGGGGGUGUCGCCCGGCCCUGAGACGCCCGCUAGGUUCCGGGGCCUUCGAACACUGGAAACUCCGUGGCGGUCUCGCCUUGCGCGUUAACGAAGAACCGGGGGCCGGAAGGCUGGGAGAGGCCGAGACAGCCGCCCCGAGAGGGUGCGGGUCCCAAGUGGACCCCGCGGGGGGAGCGCGGCCUGGCGGCGCUGAGACCACCCACCUGCGCAGCCGACCCCGAGGCUCCGCGGCCUCGCGCCGCUGCAGCUCCCGGAGCCCCCCGCGCGGCUCCCGCCUAGUCUGGGUGCGGACCUCCGAGCCUCCCGGGCCCCGGCUGGCUCCGGAGCGCGGGGACUCGGGGAGCACGGCCGGCCGCAGGGACCCCACCCCCUUCCCAGGGCGCGGGAGGCGCGGGUUUCCGGCCCAGCGGAGUCCUGCACCCCGGGCCCCAGGCCUUUACCUGUUCCAAGGCCUCGGACGGACGGACGGACGCCAGCCGCAGAGGCCGGAGGAGGCCCUGCCGUGCGCGCGCCCCCUCUGUGCGGUCCGCAGAGGUCCCGGGAGGGGGUGCCGGGGGCGCGCCCGAGGAGCUGAGCCGGGCUGGGAGCCCCCCGGCCGAGGGGACCGAGGGCUUUCCUCCCUCCUUGGAUUAUUAAAAAGUUCAUUUCCUGGCGAAUCGGGUGACGUCAGGGGCCCGGCGUCGCGGUGGCGGGGCCGCCGGGCCGGAGAAGCCGCCUCCAGUUACCCAAUUACGGACUGUCAAUCCUGCCGCCCCUCCCCCCUCCUCGGGGGCGGCGGAGACCCCAGCCCUGCCCCUGCUCGGGACCAACCUGGGACCCCUCUGGAGGUAUUCCCUGGGGCUCUCGGGCCUGCCGAGGUAGAGCAGCUAGAUGGAGGGCUUCGAGCUCCGCCAGCCGCUCGCACCUGUCUAGAUUCCCCCAGAAGGCUUGGGCUGGCAAGCCUCUGUCCAGACUCCGGGCUAAUGUCCCCAGCCCAUACCCCGGGAGGGAGCCAGGUCUGUACGCCCGUCGCGGGGCUCACCCCCUCCAGAAGGGAGGUGUUGUGGGGGAAAGUCCAGGUGACUUUGGGAACAGAGUGUCAAAACAUUGCUUCCCUCUCCCCAAAGGCCGCCGGGGGGCCCCUCGGAGAACAUGUAUACAUACAUGUGUAUAUUAUACGGCUAACACGGAGUCUCCCUCCGGCCGACGCUGGCGCCAGUCCCCGGCUCCACGGCCUCGCCCCGGGCAGUUCGGCCUGGUGGUCUGCUAAGGCCACGCCCGGAGCCCUUACUCCUCCCUGGGCCACUGGCCAGACCGCGACCAUCGGUCCAGCGCGGCCCUAA
Messenger RNA from Meriones unguiculatus (Mongolian gerbil), 2460 nucleotides. Its product is annotated as collagen alpha-1(I) chain-like. The record is from RefSeq and is a predicted model, not a curated record. NCBI's taxonomy places the organism in Eukaryota, Metazoa, Chordata, Mammalia, Rodentia, Muridae. Bases 1 to 2460 code for a protein of 819 amino acids. The transcript has 4 exons.